UGACAGGACAUGACAUAGUGACGUCACGUCAGUGAGUGAUAGUCGCGUUCUCAUUAUUUUUAUUUCGCAAUCUUGAAUUACUUGUAUAAAUUUAUUGUUUUGUGGGAAAAAAAGUGAAAUAACUCGUUCUGGAGAAUAUUGUCAAUAUGGAUAAUCAAUAUUACUAUAAACUAAUGGCCAAUUACCUUUCAAAACGGAAUUGUGACGAGUCGUUCAUGCGAUAUUUUUUUGGAAAGAAUUCGUUAAAGAAAACGCCCGAAGAAUUAGAACGGGCGGAUGAGAGGAAAAGAAGACUCCAGCGAGAACGGUCACGUCGAUACCGAGCAUUGAAGAAUGCUCGUCGCCAGCAUGAAGGAGGCGGUAGCAGUGGCGGACGGGACAGUGCAGACGGUGACCCGACGCGGUCCAAGUCACGCACCCUCUCCCUCGAAGAAGAGUAUAGCGACGGUGAUGAACCACCCACACUGUGCGAUCUCAGCUACGACGACAAGUGGCGGGAGCACACCGCCGCGUCUGACUGCGCUUCGGACGAUAACUCGGCGCAGUCGGCGGCCGAGCUCACCGACACGCCGCUGACGGGCGACCCGCCGCUGAGCCUGCGCGAGCUGCUCAACUCGCCCAAUGCCGAGCUGGACUACUCCACUGUGCACAGUCUCAUGUUUCACUGGCUGCAAACGUAACACUCUGCUCCUCACACUCCACACCUAUGUUGUAUGUAACUACUUUGGCUCCCAAUCAACUGGUUUUGUUCAAUGGUUUCCCUGUGUAAAAAGUGCACUCAGCCUUAUCUUCCUUAUUAAAUGCUACUGGGACACUUGGCAGUCAGGAGGCGAGCAUCUGUCACUGUUUGUCUUGUAUUACUGUGGAACAAGUGAUGGAGUAGGAGUACACAUAUCAAAAUGUUGCUGCUUUUAUGAUACAUUGAUCACAUGUGUUGUCAGAACCGUCCUGCUAUGAUUUAUUGACUAAUUAGAAUAGAUGGUAGUUUAUAUUAUGUACUUUGACUGUAGAUGAUAAUAAUGGUUCAGGGUGGUUUAACAAGCUAAGCGAUUUAGGUACAAUUUUGUUUUAUAUAAAUAAAGCUUGUAAAGAGGGUAAUCUGUAAGCUUUCUGAGAAGCAAAUGGUGUACUGUCCCACAAGUUGUACUUGUAAACAAAAUGUUGUGCCAGUGUUACUCAAACACAAGCACCAAACAUAAUGUAGUUGCAUUGGCAUUACUUGACACAUAUCACUACUGUACCCUCCUCGAGUUGCUUCUAAAGCCGUGCCAUGCUGUGUCAGCGGACAAGGGUAGUGAUCACCAUGCGCCGUGCGGUCAGGUAUGUGGUGCAGUGUUGUGAGCACACACCACUAGCUCAUAGAGUAUUCCACUAGACAAUAAGUUGUUGCUAAGUUGCCAUAUCCUAAUAUUUAGAUACUCAAUAAUUAUACAUAAUUUUAUCAUAUAUGCAUAGAAAAGUAUAGAAUAUAUUAUAUACCUAUAGUUUGUGAUACAAGUGAAUUUACAUUUUGUGUGAAAUCUACAAUGUUAGGUAGUAAAUAGUUUGAUAGUGUAAGUCGUGCGUGUGUGGGUACUGGUACUGGGUGGUCUCACAGCCUGGUGACUGGUGACAUGUAGUGUUGUGUCUUGUGCUAUCUAAGUGUGACAUUAGUCAUUUAAUUACAAACUUACAUUCCUAAAUUUCAUGCUACUUUUAACUAUUUUAUAUUUAUGAAGAUAAUUGUAUAAAUCAGCAUUUAGCCAACAAUGAGAUCCUACCAUGAAUACGAGGAGAUGUUAUAACUGGAUUUCCCUUUAACAUAAUGUUGACACUUUAUUGGGACAGGGGAAUGUAACAAAACACACCCUUUUAUUUUCCAUCUAGCGGUCCUAUACUACAGAAAACAGUGCCAAUUGCCUACAUUUUAAUAUGCCACUUUCUGAGCACUUACAACCUAUCUACACAUUUUUACUUACAUCAUUGGGCAAGGCUGUUCUUUGUGUCUCAGUACUUACUGUGCACAAUAACAUUAUGGCAUCUCCUCAUUGUACUUGCUUCAUGGAUGUAACCUAUAAUUCAUUUAUUUCAGUAGUGAAUUUUCACUAAGUCUAACAUAAUAAUCUAUUUCAAUUCAGCUUUAUAACUUAAUCAUGUUGUAAUCACAGUGGGCAUGAGUAUGCAAUGUAUGGGUGUAUGGUACUAUACAUAUAUCUUACAAGAAAGUGCUCACUUUGCUAAUAAAUCUCCUACUCUAGUAUAAUAUCUCAAUACUAUGGAAUCUAGACACACACUUCGACUUGUACCCAAUAGUAAGAAUACAGCAGAGAAUUAUCACACCACACAGAAGGGAACACCUUAUAGUGUCAGUGGUCACAUUAACUAUUAAUAAAUGUAGGUACUUUUUUACAAGUUAUUAGUACAUACUUAAGUUUUAAUUAUAUUAAUUUCACAUUUGGUUAAGAUGCAUAGGUAUUUUGCUUGAUUUGCACAAAGUAUUUAUCAACAUAUAUGUCAAUAAUUAUUUAUGUAUUUGUAUAUGUAUACAACUGGUACCAUCAUAAUUCAAAACUAUCAAAUAACUAUAACCAGAUUUAAACAGAUUUCAUUUCAUUUGAUUUUUAAGGUUAAUAAGGAAAAUAUUCAAUAGGAAGGAACAUAGUGAACUCUGCAAAAAUGUAUUUUUAUUAUGUAUAGUAUAGUAUGUACACGAAAUAAAUACUAUAGGUUGGUACUUAUAAAUCUUUUCUCGAUUAUAUAGCAAGUGAAAUUAUAGUUUUAAGAACCCACAGUCACACUGGGAGAUUUAGUUUAACAUUAAUUUAUGUAGAUGGUAAUGUAAUGAUAAGUUGAAGGAAAAUUUUAUUAAAUACAGAUCUGAGGAUAAGCAGUCAAUAGUUUUAAGCUAUUAUGCAAUUGCACUAUGUGAAUACACGCAAAGUCAAGACGACAAAUUGCUUUAAAUGCCGUGCAUAACUAUUAUACAGUGAGUCAUUAUGUCUCUCUCUCUCGAAAAAUUGUCACGGUUGGCGCUGUGCAUGGGUUGCAACUUGCCUCGGGUUUGAUUCCUGCAUCUCGUGAAAGUGCUCAUGGGAGUUCCUUAUUCAUUUAAUAAUAAUUAUUGUUUUCCUUUUUAAAAACUUUGCUACAAACUAAGAUUUGCGAAACAAUGAGUUUACAAACACAAAAAAUCACAUAUACAAGACACCGAGACCCUGAAAGAACUACUCGUGUCCUGCGCGAGAAUCGAACCCGCGCGCGUUACUUUGCGCAGUAGCUAGCGAGUUUACUAUCAUACCGAGAUUGUACAAUAUAACAAACAUACCUAUCACCCCAUACUGCACAACGUAGGUAUAUUAAGUAUAAGUGUGCCUAGGUGCUUUCAUUUCAUUUAACUAUUGUAAACCUUAAUCAUAAUCGAAUUGUGUUGUAGACUGUAUAUUAGAUUAUUAAUAUAAAGUAAACUCAAGUUUGAUAUGGAUCGUACGCUGGACAGAUAAAUAGAUAGCAAGAUGUGGAAAUUCUGGAAUACAUAAUAAAUAUACCUACGUAUAUUUAUCAAAGUUAGCAAUAAUAAUAUUGAACAUAUAAUUUAAUAGGUACCUUUUUCAUUUGUUUUUUUUUUAAUAACAUAUCGUUAGACGUAAUUUGUACAAGUUCCAACUACCACCACAGAGUGACUUAUAAAGCCGGGCCGCGGCCGGCCGGCCCUCUCCCGCUGAUUGCAUCACUGUACCUGGCGAUAAAUAUUGCACAUCCACCUUUGGAAAAGAAUCGGCCAAGUGGCCAUCUACAAUGUGAUAGGGGCGAGACUUCUAACCCGUUAAGGCUGAGUUCUACACCUAAUUUUAUCGACAAAAGUCGGGGGUCGAAGUGAUCGAAUCCCCUCCCCUAAAAGUUAUGGCUAUUUUAAUAUUUUUUUUACUUUUUUAUAUCAAUGGUUGUAUAAGUCGUAGAAACAAAAAAAAACGACAAACGGUAGCUAAUAACCUUGGCUAACUAAUUCAUUACUUUUUUCAUAUGUUUGAUAAUGUUUUGGUGAGAAAAAAAAUCAUUUGUGAAUUAUUUUUACCGAAAAAAUCACUAUUUUUUAAUAUUUUCAAUUAGGGGUUCAACCCCCCAUAUUAUUUUUUUUGUCGAUAAAAUUAGGUGUAGUACUCAGCCUUAACGGGUUAGAAGUCCCACGCCUAUCACAUUGUAUAUAUUGGUCAUAACUAGUCUAAUACUCCUCGAAUCUUAAACAGGUCGAAAAAUAAAAGUUUUGUCGAAAUAAUACCUAGCUGCUUAGCCUGAUAAGUAAUCACCCGAACUCCACAAGUCUAUGUGCAGUGCGUUAUUUAUCGCCAGGUAUUGUUAGGUACUUUCAUGUUUUUUGGCGAAAUAAGUAUUCGAAUCCUGUCGGGUACCAUGUGUUCAUCCCAAUUUCACACUGCUAGGUGUCCAGCAGACGAACCGAUCGAUGCCUUGGAUGACAAUGUUCUGUGAAUUGUACGUAGAUAGGUACUUUAAGGUAGUGCCAUAUUAAAGAGCUUCCUGUCUAUUUUUAA
Spodoptera frugiperda (fall armyworm) is the source of this 4526-nucleotide messenger RNA. RefSeq lists its product as uncharacterized. Lineage: Eukaryota; Metazoa; Arthropoda; Insecta; Lepidoptera; Noctuidae. The record is from RefSeq and is a predicted model, not a curated record. Bases 147 to 680 code for a protein of 177 amino acids. The transcript has a single exon.